CAACAAAAUAUCAGUUUGUUAUCCCUUUGUUUGUCUGUUCCACUUUCCUUCUUAAAAUGCUAUAAUUCCAUUUUGAAUUACUCAAACCCAUUUUCUUUGAAAACAAAUAAACCUUUUUUAUUAAGCAAGUUUGCUCCUAUAGUUCUUCCAUUGAGCAUGGAGAUAGUUGCUGGGCCUGUGGUCUCUUUUGUUGUUGAAAGGAUUGGUGAUUGGUUGAUUAAAGAAGCAAACCUGUUAACCGGAGUACGCUCUGAGGUCAAGGCAAUUGGAGAUGAGCUAAUCCGGAUGAAAUGCUUCCUAAAAGAUGCAGAAGCAAAGCAUAAAGCAGGAGCGAUAGAGCGUAACUUUGUUAUAGAAAUUCAAGACAUCGCUUAUGAUGCUGAAGAUGUUAUCGAAACUUUUGUCCUCAUGAGGGAGAGAAGAGGAGGUGAUAUCCAAUAUUUUUUUAUAAGAUAUGGCUGCAUCUUUAACAAACUUAAAGAUCGCCACAAUGUUGGGUCAAAGAUCAAGGCUAUUAAAGUCAGGAUUUCUCAACUUUCCACAAGUUUACAAACUUAUGGUAUAAGAUCUAUAGCGGAAGGUGAUCAAGGGUCAUCAAGUUCAGCACACGAAAGGCAACGUCUACUAAGGCGAACAUAUUCUCAUGUUAUUGAAGAUGAUUUCAUAGGCUUGGAGAAUGAUGUGAAGAAAUUGGUGGAAUAUCUGUUGAAUGAAGACAAAGAUAGUUACAACUGGCAUCAAACUGUUUGUAUUUGUGGCAUGGGUGGUUUGGGCAAGACCACUCUUGCUCAAAAAGUGUACAGUCACAAAGAUGUUAAGCGUUACUUUGAUGGUGUUGCUUGGGCUUGUAUAUCUCAGCAACUCCAGAAACAAGAUGUUUUGCAAGAGAUCCUGAUCAAAUUUAUCCCUGAGAAGAAGGACGAGAUUCGCCGUAUGGGAGAUGCAGAGCGGACCAGAGAGCUCCAUCAAGUCCUAUCUGAAAAAAAAUGUUUGAUAGUUCUUGACGACAUUUGGGAACAGGGGGACUGGGACAUCUUGAAAUCUGCAUUUCCCAUUGGAAAAAGGAGUUGCAGCAAAAUAUUACUCACCACACGUAAUAAAGAAUUGGCUUUACACGUGAAUCCACAUGGAUUACUCCAUGAACCACCAUUGUUGACUGAAGGUGAAGCUUGGGAACUGCUUCAAAAGAAAGCACUUAGAAGAGCACAUGGUUCAUCAGACAAUAGACCUCUGAAAAAGAUUGAAGAGUUGGGGAUCAAAAUGGUUAGACAUUGUGGAGGUCUACCAUUAGCUGUUGUUGUGCUUGGAGGUAUUUUGGUAACCAAACAUACAGAGGAGGAGUGGGAGAAAGUGCAUAGGAAUAUUAAUUCACACAUAAGUAAGGGCACAAGUGUGGGGCAUGAAGAUGGAGGAGUAUCACAAGUGUUGGGUUUAAGUUACGAUGACUUGCCAUUUCAGUUGAAGCGAUGCUUUCUCUAUUUAGGCAGCUUUCCGGAGGAUUCUCGGAUUGAAUUAGAGAAAUUAUAUGAAUUGUGGAUAGCUGAAGACUUGAUAUUGUCAGGUGACACAGAAGUAGAAGACACAAUGAUGGACGUCGCAGAGCGUUACUUGAGUGAAUUGGCACAAAGGUACAUGGUUCACUUGGGAGUAGAGGAGGCCAUAGAUAUAUUUGGCAAUUAUGAAAGUUUAAAAUAUUGCAGGCUUCACGACAUGAUGCGAGAAUUAAGCAAGUCAAGAAGUAAAGAAGAAAUUUUUUUCAAUGUGAUUGAUUCUGAGAAAAUUUCAUCAUCAUCAUCAAAUGCUAAAGUACGCAGAGUUGCCAUCCAUGGCCAUUUGGGGAAGGAGAAGAAUUAUGGUGAUUGGCUUUCAACUCACCUUCGGUCGGUGCUUUUAUUCGGAGGAUAUGAUUGGAGGCCGUGGCAUUGGAAAGACUUGAAGGUGUUGAGAGUUGUUCAUCUUGAAGUGAGGGAACUUGGAAAGUUACCCAAAGCAAUUGGAAAGUUAAUCCAUUUGAGAUACUUGAGUUUAAAAGGUUGUGAAGGACUCGAAUCGUUGCCAUCAUCUAUAGGCAACUUGAGAUGCUUGCAAACCCUAGAUUUAAGGGAUAAUUAUAUGAGAAUACCAAAUGUGUUAUGGAAGAUAAAAAGCUUGACACAUCUAUAUCUUUGUGAACAUAUAAAAAGACAAGGAAAAAAGAUGAGAUUGUCAGGGUUGGGCAAGCUGGAGAUCCUGAAAAAUUUCGAUUCAAGUAGUUGUGAUGUUAAAGACCUAUCCAACCUUAAAAAUCUUAGGAAACUGACAGCACGUUUUUAUCGUGACCACGUGGGGGUGGCCGACUUCGUCAAUUAUCUAAGAAGCCCCAGUCGGCUACGGCACUCAUCAAUUCUGAUGCACCACGACUUUAUGUCAGAAGAAGAGCUAAUUGUUUUGGUAGAGUGUCGUCAUCUUAAUACAUUGAGAUUACAUGGUGUUAUCGGAGGUGGUAAGUUACCUGCAGUACACCACUUCUCUCCAAGCCUCACCACAUUGUCUUUAAUUAGAUCUGAACUCAAGGAGGAUCCAAUGCUAACACUGGGGAAACUGCCUAACUUAACACACCUCACCUUGGGGAGUGCCUUUGAGGGAGUGGAAAUGGUUUGCUCUGAGGAGGGUUUCCCUCAACUCAAAUUUCUACGACUUGUCCGUUUAUACAACUUGGAGGAGUGGAGGGUGGAUGAAGGAGCCAUGCCCAAUCUUUUUAAAUUACAAAUUAUUAAUUGCCGGAGAUUGAAGAUGGUUCCAGAUGGAUUGAAAUUCAUAUCUACCCUUCAGGAAUUGAAUAUAUGGAGGAUGCCACAUGAAUUUGUUAGAAGACUUGGAGGGGUAGAUGGAGAAGAAGGAGAAGAUCAAUACAAAAUCCAACACGUCCCUAGCAUCCACAUUGAGAACUAAAAUGAGAGCAGCUUCUGCUUACUGGGGAGAUGAUGGGAUUGCCCAAAUUUGAUGAAGGGUGGAUUCAAUGUACUCAAAGUGUGACUGCAUAAUUGAAACUUGUCAGGUGUUCGAUGAAAUGCUUAAAGGAAUUUGAUGGUUGCAGGGAACUCGCAAAUGGGUUUGCUUAGAGAAGCUUGUGGUUUGUUUUAUCAUAUGAUAAAUGAUUGUUAUGAUUGGAAAUUGUUUGUUAAUAAUUUUUACUCUUGCUAGUGUUCUUAAA
Cornus florida is the source of this 3193-nucleotide messenger RNA. Its product is annotated as probable disease resistance protein At1g58602. The coding region runs from base 157 to 2931 and encodes 924 amino acids. Gene Ontology annotation, molecular function: ADP binding. The record is from RefSeq and is a predicted model, not a curated record. Lineage: Eukaryota; Viridiplantae; Streptophyta; Magnoliopsida; Cornales; Cornaceae. Gene Ontology annotation, biological process: defense response to other organism. The transcript is spliced from 4 exons.